This is a messenger RNA of Didymodactylos carnosus, 412 nucleotides long. NCBI's taxonomy places the organism in Eukaryota, Metazoa, Rotifera, Eurotatoria, Philodinida, Philodinidae. The record is from the annotation of a GenBank genome assembly.
UUAUAUUAAAAAUCUUUCUGAAAACGAUCGAACUAUUUUAAUUGUUAGUGGAAGAUUUGGUCGAAUUAUUGUACCUCAAAUUGUUCAUCUACGACAGAUCACGUCAAUCUAUGUUUAUUGUUUUGAUAAAAAAGCUAAUGAACUAUGGUCACAGCAAUUUCCCAAAGUUAAAGGUGUAUUAGUUCGAUUGAAUGAACUUACUGAACAAAUUGAAAAAGAUUAUAUUCAACAACAACAUGAUAAAAUUGAUGAACCAUUAUCAAUAAAAAUUUUUGAUGAAAAACAAAUAUCUACUGAUUUAUAUGAACAAUUUGUUCAUGAUCAAUUAUUAAUAGAUUGUCUUAUACGAAUGAACUCAUCAUCGAAUGAUAAAGAAGAACUUAUUGCUUUAUGUCAACAAUAUUAUAAAAAG